GGAAACCAUGAGUUUUGCAGCUUUCCUUUUCUGUUCAGUCCCACCCGAAAUCAUCCGAACCAUAGCGACCGGGUUUCAGGUGGCAGUGCGGAAGGAAGUGUGCCUUUUCGCUGUGGCUCCAGACCUGAAUUUUUUUACUUGCAGAAGCAGAAAAACAGGUCGUCGUUGCCUGCAGAAAAAGACGUACUAAGCCCUGAUCGGACCUGCGGGACAUUUUACUUUCUCUAGCAGCGUAGAGACAAGACUGUGGUUCAGUUUAUAUCUGAGGUUGCGAAGGCACCUUUGUGAACAGGUACCAUGAGCCGGGAGCUGAGCGUGCAGAUGGGCUCCCCGGCCCCCGGGGUCUCUGAGCCGCCGCCUCCUGACAACGGGGGCAUGGACUACAGGGACUGGGUGCGGCGCAGCUACUUGGAGCUGGUCAGCUCCAACCAUCACUCAGUCCAGGCCCUGUCCUGGAGGAAGCUCUACCUGAGCCGGGCCAAGCUGAAGGCCAGCAGCCGUACCUCCGCCCUGCUCUCUGGCUUUGCAAUGGUGGCCAUGGUGGAGGUGGAGCUGGAUAUGAAGUACAGCUACCCUCGAGAGCUGCUUAUCUCCUUCGCUGUGUGCACCACGGUGCUGGUGGCCGUUCACCUCUUCGCCUUGCUCAUCAGCACCUGCAUCCUGCCCAACGUGGAGGCCGUCAGCAACAUCCACAACCUCAACUCGGUCAGCGAGUCUCCGCACGAGCGCAUGCACCACUACAUCGAGCUGGCCUGGGGGUUCUCCACGGCGCUGGGCAUCCUGCUGUUCCUGGCCGAGGUCGUGCUCCUCUGCUGGAUCAAGUUCCUGCCCGUCGACUGUGGAUCCAAGGAGUGCCCCACCAGCGCUCCGGCGAGUGGCAGUGGCGGCUGGCAGGCGGCGCUGGCCUCCACUAUCAUCAUGGUCCCGGUGGGAAUCAUCUUCCUCAUCUUCACCAUCCACUUCUAUCGCUCCCUGGUGGGCCACAAGACGGAGCGCCACCACCAGGAGAUCGAGGAACUGCACAAGAUCAAGGUGCAGCUGGACGGCCAGGAGAGAGGCCUGCAGAUGGUGUGAGGAGAGUACUCACAGUGGCGCUACAGACUCCGCCAUAUUUGAUAUUUAUAGAGCCGGGCCUCAGUCUGCCAAGUUCUUCUAAAGGGAACGCUUUGGGAAUCCUGCCCUGAUCUGCAGGCAUGUUGAAGUCAAAACUAUCAAAAGUUUACAGACAACAAAAAGGGCUAUUCCGUACCAAAAUGCACUUUGCCUCUGAUUUACAACGGUAGCUUCAUUUGGAAAUGAGCACCUUCCUGUCUUCAUCUCUUCUUAUCAGUGGAAUCUUUCAGGAUUUGACUUGCAGCUUCUAUUCGAACUAACCUAGUUUUCCCGCUCAGCCAAAGAGAGUUCUCAUUUAGUCAGGUGGGCUUUUAGUUGGAUUAACCAUAAUCUGUGAUGAAAAAGUGAUGCCAAAGCAAUUCUUCUGUUCAGAAGCAAUGUUACAUUUCCGUGGUGUGCAAAAUGACGGUGCCCUCCAGGGGACAUGGAGGAAUUUUUAUCUUUUGCGAUCUCUUCUAAUAAUAUCAGGGCGUAUUGGGGACAUUGUAGAUGGAAAAAAAGAGAGUAAAUUUAUUUUAGUGCCAAAACACUCAAAAUGUUGAGAUUAAUCUCAGAAAUUUUCAGGAAAAAACUUGAAAAUUUCCUGGUUUCAAAAGUCAUAAAUGUUCAACUUUUGGAACUUCUGGAAUUUCCAAAAAUUGAACCUCCUCCUCUUCCAUAACGUGCCCAUUUACUUACUGCGUGUGCAACUUUUUUUUUUUUUUUUUCCUUAGGGACUUUUGAAACUGAAUAUUUCCGGAAGGCAAAUAUUUUUGACUU
Molecule: messenger RNA, 1872 nt
Organism: Poecilia latipinna (sailfin molly)
Lineage: Eukaryota; Metazoa; Chordata; Actinopteri; Cyprinodontiformes; Poeciliidae
Gene: orai2
Product: ORAI calcium release-activated calcium modulator 2
Exons: 3
Coding region: 298-1074 (258 amino acids)
Biological process (GO): store-operated calcium entry
Cellular component (GO): membrane
Molecular function (GO): store-operated calcium channel activity
Source: RefSeq, a predicted model, not a curated record